Messenger RNA from Mycosarcoma maydis (corn smut), 1929 nucleotides. RefSeq lists its product as uncharacterized. The record is from RefSeq and is a predicted model, not a curated record. Lineage: Eukaryota; Fungi; Basidiomycota; Ustilaginomycetes; Ustilaginales. Gene Ontology annotation, molecular function: oxidoreductase activity. Bases 1 to 1929 code for a protein of 642 amino acids. The transcript has a single exon.
AUGUACACUACCGACACACGUGCAAGGUAUACAUUCGUCUCUUUGCAAAGUACCGCCACGGAUUACGCCGAGACAGCGAACUGUAAGCAGCGACGGGAUCGUCGUGGAAGUCAGACAACUGAUCGUUGCGACGUGCAUCCGGCUGUUGCACAACUGUACCUGCGUACGAUUGCGUCGUUGGACGGUGUACCACGUCGAGCGUAUAGUGAUACAGCGGUGGAAAAGAAAUCGAGUAGGAAGACGAACAAGAUGGGCGUACAAGCGAACGUGAUACGCGCAACAAGGUCGGUGAUGUCGGAAAAGUUGACGACGACGUUGGACCUGACAGCGAGCUUUGAGGAAUCGCAAUCGCAGACGUUGCCGGCGCUCAGCAGCACGGACGAGAGCGAAGUGUCGUCGUCCACGUCGUCGAUCUCGAGCAAAGCGUUGACGAGCAGUCAGAUGCGUGCGCUGCUCGCGUCAUGCAUGUCGUCCAUGUACCGCUGUGAAGUACCGCUCUACGGCGAACUCGUCUCGAUCAUCUCGAGCGUCAACUCGGACGUGAUUCGCGCCGCCGCGAACACGAUCAGCGACGACGAAAUCUCGAGGCUGUACGUCGAGCGUCACGGCGCGAUCCGCGUCGGCACCGCCCAAGAGCUUUCGCUGCUAGCAAGGAUCUUCAAAGUAUUUGGAAUGCAUCCCGUGGGCUACUACGACCUAAUGCGCGAUGCCAAACUACCCAUCCAUGCAACCGCAUUUCGACCGGUGGGAAGAGAGAACCUGGUCAAGAACCCCUUCCGGAUCUUCUGCAGUCUGCUUCGACUGGACUGCAUUGCGGAUGACGAGACGAGAAUGUUGGCCAAGCAGCUACUGGAAAACAGGCAAAUUGUUUCAGAACGAUGCAUCGAGUUGCUCGUCAAAGCCGAAAUGGAUCUGCAGACGUGCAAGGAUUAUCAAGACGACAGCAAGGUCAGUGGUCUGACGCGCGACGAAGCGUUGGAGUUUGUCGAGCGCGUGGUGGAUAUUUUCGCGUGGCACAAGGACACGCCCGUGUCACUGGAGCAGUACAACUUGCUGGCUGAAACGCACGCGCUUGUUGCCGACAUAGUCAGCUUCCGCGGUCCUCACAUCAACCACUUGACGCCACGAACGCUGGACAUUGACCAGGUGCAGCGCACCAUGCUCGCUCGUGGCAUUGAUGCCAAGGACGUCAUCGAGGGUCCACCUAGGAGGGAGAACGAGGUGUACUUGAGGCAGACAAGUUUCCACGCACUCUCGGAAAGCGUCGAGUUUCUAGGUGGCAACACGGGCACGGUGGAAGGCAGGCACAAGGCGAGGUUCGGAGAGAUCGAGGCGAGAGGUCAAGCUCUCACGCGCAAAGGCGCUCAGCUGUACGAUGCGCUGAUGCAACAAGUGGCGUGCAGGAAGAGAGAGGUGGAGCAGAAGAGUGGAGCAAAGAUGGAAAAGGAGGAAUGCGUUCAGAUUAUGCAACACGUCUUCCAGGAUGGGUUUCCGGAUAGCAAAGAUGAACUGCUGCGACAAGGGUUGGGCUACUUUACGUUCAGCAUCAACGACGGUCAGCUGGCCAAGAACAUGUGGGAGCGCCAAAGUCAAGCCUCUGCUUCUUGUGACUUGCUAGCCGAUAUGGUCAAGAGUGGAGCAUUGCAUGCAGAGCCUAUCACGUACGAGGACUUUUUGCCCGCUUCGGCAGCGGGUAUCUUUCAAAGCAAUCUUCCCCAAGCCACCGCGUCGCUACCUCUGGACCCGCGAUUGCAGAUGGAAGCUUGGGAGGCGAGAGCUACGCUACAAGCCGCGGUGGGCGGAACCAUCUUGGACUACUUUGCUCUCUACACCGAACAGCAGAGCCAGAGUCUUAUCGAGGUGGGCACCGUCUUAGGCACCGAUAUGGGAGAGAUAGUGCGCGAGAUAGCAACGCGCCAGGACGCGUAA